Tripterygium wilfordii is the source of this 2060-nucleotide messenger RNA. Its product is annotated as trihelix transcription factor GT-1-like. The coding region runs from base 495 to 1694 and encodes 399 amino acids. NCBI's taxonomy places the organism in Eukaryota, Viridiplantae, Streptophyta, Magnoliopsida, Celastrales, Celastraceae. The record is from RefSeq and is a predicted model, not a curated record. The transcript is spliced from 5 exons.
AAUCAGGCAGACUAAACAAUAGUGUCUCGGGAUGAAUGUUGAAAACACAAUUUAUCCUCAAAAUUCAAAAGAUCUAGAUCAAUCCGUGUCAAUUUUCAAAUUCAUAGUUUAUCCUAAAAAACUACAGUGAAAACUGGAAUUUGCCGUAAAACAACCCAAAUUACUUGGAUUGAUUUUUAAUUUUUUUUUAUUUAGAGAGUGUUUUAAGCAGAUUUUGAGUACUGAAGAAACAGACAAAGAUCACACUCAUCACCGACCGAGAAAGCGGAAGAAGAAGAAGCAGCAGCUUUCAAUUGACGCACCCUAAGAAGAGAAUGGAAGAAGACCCAUCAAUGAAAACCCUCUUCCCUUUUCCCUGAAGCAGUCUAACCGUUCAACAAAGCGGAAGAAGAAGCUUUCAAUUGACGCACCCUAAGAAGAGAAUAGAAGAAGACCCAUCAAUGAAAACCCUCUUUCCUUUUCUCUGAAGCAGUGUAACCGUUCAAAUUUCAAUCAUGUACCUCUCAGAGAAGCCUCGCCCAAUAGAUUUCUACAAGGAGGAAGCCUCCGCUGUACGCGACACCAUGAUUAUCGAGGUCCCUGCCUCCAAUGGUGACUACCACCACCACCACCACCACCACCACCAGCAGCAGCCGCAGCCGCAGCCGCAGAACAUGAUUAUUGGUGACAACAGCAGUAGCGAGGAUCACGAGGUGAGGGCCCCGAAGAAGAGGGCGGAGACCUGGGUCCAGGACGAGACAAGGAGUCUUAUUGGUUUCCGGCGAGGGAUGGAUGGGCUAUUCAACACGUCCAAGUCUAACAAACACCUAUGGGAGCAGAUAUCGGCCAAAAUGAGGGAGAAGGGGUUUGAUCGUUCACCGACUAUGUGCACCGACAAGUGGAGGAACCUCCUGAAGGAGUACAAGAAGGUCAAACACCAUGAAAAGGGAAGCGGUGGCUCUGCUAAGAUGUCGUAUUACAAGGAUAUUGAGGAGAUUCUGAAGGACAGGAACAAGAGUUCCCAGUACAAAAGCCCCACACCUCCUUCUUCCUCCAAAGUCGAUUCCUACAUGCAAUUCUCUGAUAAGGGCUUUGAGGACACGGGUAUAUCAUUUGGUCCCAUGGAAGCUAGUGGCAGGACAACGCUUAAUCUUGAAAGACGUAGUUUAGACCCUGAUGGACAUGACGGACAUCCGCUUGCCAUUGCGGCAGCAGAUGGGGUAGCAAGUGGAGUUCCUCCUUGGAAUUGGAGAGAUACUCCUGGAAAUGGUGUGGAUGGUCAUUCAUAUGGUGGGAGGGUUAUAUCAGUCAAAUACGGGGACUACACCAGAAGGAUUGGCAUUGAUGGCACUGCAGAUGCCAUUAAGGAGGCUAUCAAAUCUGCAUUUAGAUUGAGAACUAAACGUGCAUUUUGGUUGGAGGAUGAGGACCAGAUAAUUCGGAGUCUUGACAGGGAGAUGCCUCUUGGGAACUACACUCUCCACCUUGAUGAAGGAUUGGCUAUAAAGGUGUGCCUCUAUGAUGAGACGGUCAUACCAGUCCAUACAGAGGAGAGAAUUUUCUACACUGAAGAUGAUUACCGUGAUUUUCUGACCCGCCGAGGAUGGUUAUGUCUGAGGGAGUUUGAUGGUUACAGAAACAUCGACAAUAUGGACGAUCUUCGACCAGGUGCAGUUUACCGUGGCGUGAGUGGCCAGGCACCAGUAAUAAACUAAGUUGCUUGAAGUGGUGAGCCCAAUGUUGUGUUACUUAGGCUCUGUGAAGAAUGCUACAUCAAUGCAGUUUCAAAUUUGCUCAACUGCGUAUAGGAUGCUGUAAUCUGUGUUGUAUGGUAGGAGGAAAUGGGAAUUUUUGCUUAUUUAUGGGCUGGACUUCUAAGAUGCUUGUAAAUAUUUAUCUUCGGUGACAACAAAGUGGUAGUGCCAAAUUCCCGGGCAUUUUUAUCACAUAUUGAUGAAUUAUAAUGAUGUCCCAGCAAUAGGGAAUAGUUAGUACUACGUUGGUAGUAGGUAAGAUUGGGUCGAAGCUCUUGUAGGUCAGGGCUCGAAAGUUGGACAAGAUAUGGAAUUAGGAUUUCACAA